GUCUAUUUUUUUCUCGUCGUGUCUGUGUGUGCUUUGAUUAUUUGUUGUGGAAAUAAAGCGGUUUUAUUAAGAAUAGGUUGCUUUAAAAUUGCAAUUAAUUGCAAACAUGGCAUCGGAAGAAGAAAAUGACGACAAUUUCCAGGAAGAGGAAGAGGCGCUCGAUGACAAUGCACAAGUGGCUGAACUAUCAAACGACUCUGACGCCCCGUUGAAACCGAAUGAUGCACAAUUGCAGAACGACGAGGACGACGACUACGAUCCGGAGGACAAUCGGAAGAAGAAGAAGGGCAAGAAGCGCAAGACCAAGAAGGGCGAGGAGAAGGGUCGCAAGAAGAAGAAGCGUAAGAAGAAUGAAAGCGAAGAGGACAGCGACUUUGUGCAGCAUGACGAGGAGGUUGAAUAUGCGAGCACCUCCAAACGCGGCCGUAAACGUAAGGAGGAAAAGCAAGCGCAAAAGGAGAAGGAGUCUUCGUCAUCAGGCAUGCCAUCUGUCGAGGACGUGUGCUCUGCCUUUAAUGUGUGCGAUGCGGAUAUUGACUAUACCGAGGAAGAACUGCAAAACCUGACCACAUAUAAGGCGUUUACCCAGCAUGUGCGCCCCAUAUUGCAAAAGAUGAAUCCAAAAGUGGCUGCGCCCAAGCUCAUGAUGCUCGUGGCUGCCAAGUGGCGUGAGUUCUGUGAAAGUAAUCCGCAUAUACAGCAGGAGCAGGCGCGCAGUAAUGCCGGCGAUGAGCCCGAAGAACCGCGCUCUUCACGCUCAUCUCGCAACGAGAAGCCGGAUGAUAUCUACGAGGAGGAGGAAGAGGAAGAAGAGGAGGAGGAAGAGACCAAAAAACCGCGUCGCAAGCGCAGCGGACGUGGCAAAAAAGGUCGACGACCAUCGGGUAAGGUACCCACUUUGAAGAUUAAGUUCGGGAAACGCAAACGCGAUAGUUCCGACGAUGAACAGGAUGCCAGUGGAGCCUCCGAGCGUGAUUCCGAUUUGGAAUUUGAGAGAAUGCUGCAAAAGUCCGACGACAGUGCCGAUGAGAAGGAGGUGGCUGGUAGUGCUGGUGGUAGCGCCACUGGAGGGAAAUCGGAUGCGAACGCAUCGGCUAAUCCAGCGGUUAAUGAUGAGACGGCCCCUGUGGUGCGCAAGAAAGCAAAAACUAAGAUUGGAAACAAAUUCAAGAAGAAGAAUAAGCUUAAGAAGACCAAGAACUUCCCAGAGGGUGAGGACGGUGAGCAUGAACAUCAGGACUAUUGUGAGGUGUGUCAGCAAGGCGGCGAGAUCAUACUCUGCGACACCUGUCCGCGUGCCUAUCAUCUGGUGUGUUUGGAGCCGGAACUGGACGAACCUCCAGAGGGCAAGUGGUCGUGCCCGCAUUGUGAAGCCGAUGGUGGUGCUCCCGAGGAGGAAGAUGACGACGAGCAUCAGGAGUUUUGUCGCGUGUGCAAGGAUGGUGGCGAGCUAUUAUGCUGUGACUCCUGUCCGUCAGCAUAUCAUACUUUCUGCUUAAAUCCACCGUUGGACAACAUACCUGACGGUGAUUGGCGGUGUCCACGCUGCAGUUGCCCCCCACUGACGGCCAAGGCCGAGAAAAUCAUCACCUGGCGCUGGGCUGUGGAUCGCGGCACUAAUGCAGAGCAGCCAUCGACAUCAAAGGGUGCUCGGAAGUCGCGUGUGCGCGAAUACUUCAUUAAGUGGCACAACAUGUCGUAUUGGCAUUGCGAAUGGGUGUCUGAAGUCCAAUUGGAUGUACAUCAUCCGCUGAUGAUACGCUCCUUCCAGCGUAAAUACGAUAUGGAGGAGCCGCCCAAGUUCGAGGAGUCCCUCGAUGAGGCCGAUACGCGUUUCAAGCGCAUACAGCGCCACAAGGACAAGGCGGGUAUAAAGGCUGACGAUGAUAGCGAACAGUUGGAAGAGCGUUUCUACAAGAAUGGUGUCAAGCCCGAGUGGCUGAUCGUUCAACGUGUGAUAAAUCAUCGCACGGCCCGCGAUGGCAGCACCAUGUUUUUGGUCAAGUGGCGAGAGCUGCCUUAUGAUAAGUCCACCUGGGAGGAGGAGGGCGAUGAUAUGCCCGGAUUGCGCCAAGCCAUCGAUUACUAUCAAGAGUUGCGUGCGGUAUGCACUUCGGAGACAACACGUUCUUCCAGCAAGAAGAACAAAAAGGGACGCAAAUCCAAGCUUAAGCUCGAAUUGGACGACGAGGAUCGUCCGGUCAAGCACUAUACACCUCCGCCAGAGAAACCGACGACGGAUCUAAAGAAGAAAUAUGAGGGUCAACCAGCUUUCCUCGAGGGAACAGGCAUGCAACUGCAUCCUUAUCAAAUCGAGGGCAUCAACUGGUUGCGCUACAGUUGGGGUCAGGGCAUUGACACCAUACUGGCCGAUGAGAUGGGUCUGGGCAAGACAAUUCAGACGGUUACGUUUCUCUACUCGCUGUACAAGGAAGGUCAUUGUCGCGGUCCAUUCCUGGUAGCCGUGCCGCUCUCCACGUUGGUUAACUGGGAGCGUGAGUUCGAACUCUGGGCACCCGAUUUCUAUUGCAUUACCUACAUAGGUGACAAAGAUUCGCGCGCUGUUAUCCGCGAAAAUGAGUUGAGUUUCGAGGAAGGCGCAAUAAGGGGCAGUAAAGUAUCCCGCCUACGAACCACUCAAUAUAAAUUCAACGUACUUCUCACUAGCUACGAGCUCAUCUCGAUGGAUGCCGCAUGUCUGGGCAGCAUUGAUUGGGCCGUUUUGGUUGUCGACGAAGCGCAUCGCUUGAAGAGUAAUCAAAGUAAAUUCUUCCGUAUUCUGAACAGCUAUAGUAUUGCUUAUAAGCUGCUGCUUACCGGCACUCCCUUGCAGAACAAUCUGGAGGAGCUGUUCCAUUUGCUCAAUUUCCUGAGUCGAGACAAGUUCAAUGAUCUGCAAGCGUUCCAGGGCGAGUUCGCUGAUGUUUCAAAAGAGGAGCAGGUGAAACGGUUACACGAGAUGCUUGGACCUCACAUGCUGCGUCGAUUGAAGACGGAUGUGCUUAAGAACAUGCCCUCCAAGUCGGAAUUCAUUGUACGCGUUGAGUUGUCGGCCAUGCAAAAGAAAUUUUAUAAGUUUAUAUUGACGAAGAACUAUGAGGCGCUCAAUUCAAAGAGUGGUGGUGGCUCCUGCUCUCUCAUUAAUAUUAUGAUGGAUUUGAAGAAGUGCUGUAAUCAUCCAUAUUUGUUUCCAUCCGCUGCCGAGGAGGCUCCUACAUCUGCUGGUGGCCUCUAUGAGAUUAACUCGUUGACCAAAGCAGCCGGCAAACUGGUGCUGCUCUCCAAAAUGUUGAAGCAACUCAAAUCGCAGAACCAUCGAGUGCUCAUCUUCUCGCAAAUGACAAAGAUGUUGGACAUUCUGGAGGAUUUCCUGGAGGGUGAACAGUACAAGUAUGAGCGCAUCGAUGGAAGCAUCACAGGCACAGUGCGACAGGAGGCCAUUGAUCGUUUCAAUGCGCCAGGCGCUCAGCAAUUUGUCUUUCUUCUUAGCACACGUGCUGGUGGGUUGGGAAUUAAUCUCGCCACUGCUGAUACCGUCAUCAUUUAUGACUCGGAUUGGAAUCCCCACAAUGACAUUCAAGCCUUUUCGCGUGCCCAUCGUAUUGGACAGGCCAAUAAGGUUAUGAUUUAUCGUUUUGUUACGCGAAAUUCGGUGGAGGAGCGUGUCACGCAGGUGGCAAAGCGUAAGAUGAUGUUGACCCAUCUGGUUGUACGUCCUGGUAUGGGUGGUAAAGGCGCCAACUUCACGAAGCAGGAGCUGGACGAUAUUUUGCGAUUUGGCACUGAGGAUCUAUUCAAGGAAGAUGACAAGGAGGAGGCCAUUCAUUACGAUGACAAGGCCGUGGCAGAGCUUUUGGAUCGCACCAAUCGUGGUAUUGAGGAGAAAGAAUCCUGGGCCAAUGAGUAUCUAUCUUCCUUUAAAGUGGCCUCCUAUGCCACCAAGGAGGAGGAGGAAGAGGAGGAAACAGAAAUCAUCAAGCAAGAUGCCGAGAACUCAGAUCCAGCCUACUGGGUUAAGCUGUUGCGUCACCACUACGAGCAGCAUCAGGAGGAUGUGGGACGUACGUUGGGCAAAGGCAAGCGUGUACGCAAGCAGGUCAACUAUACGGAUGGUGGUGUUGUCCCCGCGGACACGGCACGUGACGAUUCGAACUGGCAGGACAACGGUUCCGAAUACAAUUCGGAGUAUUCGGCCGGAUCCGAUGAGGAUGGAGGCGAUGACGAUUUCGAUGAGCAGAAUGGCGGAGAGCGAAAGGCUAAGAGGCGUCUAGAGCGGCGCGAUGAUCGUCCGUUGCCCCCACUGCUUGCCCGUGUCGGCGGCAACAUCGAGGUACUAGGAUUCAAUGCGCGCCAGCGGAAGAGCUUCCUCAACGCCAUCAUGCGCUAUGGUAUGCCUCCCCAGGAUGCCUUCAAUUCGCAAUGGCUGGUGCGUGAUUUGCGUGGCAAGUCGGAACGGAACUUCAAGGCCUACGUAUCGCUAUUUAUGCGCCAUUUGUGCGAGCCGGGCGCUGACAAUGCCGAAACCUUUGCUGAUGGCGUACCCCGCGAAGGAUUGUCACGACAGCAUGUCCUUACGCGCAUUGGCGUCAUGUCGCUGAUACGCAAGAAGGUGCAGGAGUUCGAGCACAUCAAUGGCUAUUACAGCAUGCCAGAGCUGAUCCUGAAACCUUGCGAGCCAGUGCGUGCAUUGGCCAAACAAGAGCCGGCAGCAAUUGAAGCUGGUGGAGUCGUUAAGCCGGCAGGUGUAGACGAUAAGAGUGCUACGACGAGCAAUAGUGCUACGCCAGCGACCAGUGCUGCUCCCAGUCCUGCGCCGGCCUCAGAGAAAGGGGAGGAGAAGGUAAAUCCGGCAGAAAAAUCAACGCCCGAGAAAAGCGAAGUUAAACAGGAGACGGGUGAUGCUGUCGUAUCUACUGGAACGGAUUCAGAAGCGGACAAAAAGCCCGACGUCAAGCAGGAGCUAACUGCAGCUGGCGAAGAUGCCAACGAAAAGCCACAGCCACAGGAAGAAGCCAGCGUGAAGGAUGAACCCAGCAAAAGCGAUUCCAAAGAUGACGAAGUCAAAGGCGCAUUGAAGCAAGAGUCCAACAAAGCACCCAAGGAUGAGCCGAAGACCGAGGAGAAGGAAGACCCAGAGAAAGCUACCCCAUCUGAAGAAAAGCCUGGUGCGUCAGGUGGAGCCAGCACCACUACCACUAUCAUAGAUGACGACGACGAUGAUGUACUCAUUGUCAAGGAGGAUGGUGAACUGGAGAAACCCAAUGCGUCGGCCCAUUCACCCAAAGACCAGAAACCAGCAGUGACUGGUGCCACCACUGGCAUUGCGGCCACUAAGGUGGAGGAUAGCCUCGAGGUGCUGAAGCGCAAAUUUAUGUUCAACAUUGCCGAUGGUGGCUUCACCGAAUUGCACACCCUGUGGCUUAAUGAAGAAAAGGCCGCUGUGCCUGGACGCGAAUACGAGAUCUGGCAUCGUCGUCAUGACUACUGGCUAUUGGCUGGCAUCGUUACCCACGGUUAUGGACGUUGGCAAGACAUACAGAAUGACAUACGCUUUGCCAUCAUCAACGAACCCUUCAAAAUGGAUGUGGGCAAAGGCAAUUUUCUAGAGAUUAAGAACAAAUUUCUGGCCCGUCGUUUCAAAUUGCUCGAACAGGCACUGGUCAUUGAGGAGCAGCUGCGUCGCGCGGCAUUCUUGAAUCUCGCCCAAGAUCCCAGCCAUCCAGCUAUGUCCCUGAAUGCACGAUUUGCCGAGGUUGAGUGCCUGGCCGAGUCGCACCAGCAUCUAAGCAAGGAAUCGCUGGCUGGCAAUAAGCCGGCCAAUGCUGUCCUUCACAAGGUGCUCAAUCAACUGGAAGAGCUCCUGUCGGACAUGAAGAGCGAUGUGUCGCGCUUGCCAGCCACCUUAGCCAGGAUUCCUCCGGUAGCACAGCGUUUACAAAUGUCCGAACGAUCGAUAUUGUCGCGACUGGCUGCCACCGCUGGUAAUGCCUCCAAUGCCGCACAAUUGAUGGCACAAUUCCCGGCUGGUUUUCAGGGAACCACACUACCCGCCUUCACUGGCGGUCCCGCUGGAAAUUUCGCCAAUUUCCGACCACAAUUCUCGGUACCCGGCCAGCUAUCUAAUAAUACCGGAAACUAGAUUUAUAUGAAUGUCUAACCUACGCACGCAUAAGACACAGAUACACACACACACACAUUCAUGCAAAGUAGAAAGCGUAUUACAAAUUAUAUGUCUACAUAUAUAUGUAUUUUACUCAAGCUAAGAAUUUACUCUAUUUAAAUCAUAAAUCAUAAACGAGGACGAUGACGACAAAGAUCACAAAGCGCAAGGUGUUGAUGGUGACGAAGAUCCUCAAAAAUGAAACGCCUCCUUCACCUCAAGGCUCAAAACGGCAAGGAGGAAAGAGACCACUUCGCCUAUUACUUAAUGGAAUGCCUCAAUGGAGCGUUUAUCGAAGCAUGUGCAUCAACCGCAGCGACCAUCUCUACAAAUGUUUUUAAUACGUAACGGUAUACAUUUUUAAUAUGGCUUCUUACUUUGUGAUUAUGGAGAUACAAAUAGAGACAACAAUACUAAUGCAUACAAUAUAUUCAAUUCCAUUGCAAAGGCAACAAAAAAACAA
This is a messenger RNA of Scaptodrosophila lebanonensis, 6623 nucleotides long. It is a transcript of the gene Mi-2, whose product is annotated as chromodomain-helicase-DNA-binding protein Mi-2 homolog. The transcript has 5 exons. Gene Ontology annotation, molecular function: ATP hydrolysis activity; DNA binding; chromatin binding. Bases 107 to 6139 code for a protein of 2010 amino acids. Gene Ontology annotation, cellular component: chromatin; nucleus. NCBI's taxonomy places the organism in Eukaryota, Metazoa, Arthropoda, Insecta, Diptera, Drosophilidae. Gene Ontology annotation, biological process: negative regulation of transcription by RNA polymerase II; chromatin remodeling. The record is from RefSeq and is a predicted model, not a curated record.